Molecule: messenger RNA, 823 nt
Organism: Meloidogyne enterolobii
Lineage: Eukaryota; Metazoa; Nematoda; Chromadorea; Rhabditida; Meloidogynidae
Source: the annotation of a GenBank genome assembly
UGCCUAAUUUUACAUUUUCCUCGCAUACAUAAAAUAAUUUUUUCAUUUUUAGGCAUAGAUUUAAAAAAAUUUCUACAUACAUAAUACGAUGUCCGCUAUCAAAUCUAAAGAUAAAACUGUUAAAAGAAAAAAUGUUCAAGUUGCUGUUAGAAUCAGACCGCUGAGCGAUAUUGAACGCUCUGGAUGUAACAAAAACAUUGUUUCGUGUGACCGUGUAGCAAGGACUGUUUCACUCAAGAAUGCAAACUCUUCUGAUUCUUCACGAUUCGGUCAAGGACAAAAAUGUUUUGGACCUUAUGAUAAGAUUUUUGGCCCAGAAUCUACCCAAAUUGAAGUUUACGACGGCGUUCUUGCCCCCCUCAUGGGGCAAGUCCUUGAUGGUUACAAUUGCACAGUUUUUGCUUAUGGUCAAACAGGAAGUGGAAAGACGUUUACGAUGGAAGGACGACAUGAUUCCUCUGAAGACUUCGCAUGGAACACUGAUCCAACAGCAGGAAUUAUUCCACGCGCACUUGAUCAAAUUUUUUCUGUACUUGGCGAGGAUACUGACUACACUGUGCGCGUCAGUUAUGUUGAAUUGUACAAUGAACAAAUUUUUGAUUUGCUAAAUCUUCGUUCACAAUUGGAAUCAUUGAGAAUUUUUGAUGAUAAAACUAAGGGAGUAUCAAUUGCUGGUGCUGAAGAGGUCAUUGUCCGCUCACCAAAGGAAGUUCACGGAUUGCUUAGACGUGGAGCUGAGAAGCGUCGUACAGCUACAACCCUUAUGAACAUGACAUCUAGCCGUUCUCAUUCUGUCUUCACUGUUUCUGUUAUGGCCUCGUAA